AUGUCUUGGAUUAACCAAAACUAGGUUACUAUCAAUAAACCUAAUAAUUUGCUUGGGUUAUUUAGUUAAUCCAGAGAUUCCUUACAUCAUGACCCUAGUGAAUAAUUUACAAAACUUCCACCCCAUCUAUAUACUAAACAUAAAGGAAAGAAACCUUCUUAAAUUCUUUAUGAUGAGGUUUAUUUACAUUACUAUAACAUAUUAGAUAUAUAAGGAAAUUAUUGAAACUCCAAAUAUAAAUAGAUUUGUAUAACCUCCUCCAUAAUAUGAAUUGAAAGAUUAGAAUUUCAAAUGUUGGUAAUGUCAAAAACCAAUUUCAAAUGGAUUUUUAACUAUAGGUGCUAAUUGUGAUUAAUGUUUCUUUCAUGGUCGUUAUUUUUGUAAUGAUUGCAUGUCAGUAGUUAGAAUGCCAAUUCCAUGGAAAGCGUUAGAUAGUUUUGAUUUAAGACAUUAUAAGGUUUCUAAACUUGCUUAAUCUGAAAUAGAUAAAUUAUAUGAUUUACCAAUUUUAGAAAUAACACCAACAUCUAAGUUAUUACAGCUUAAUAAAACUCUUUUUGAAUUUCUAGUUCUAAAAAGAUAGAUUCAUUUAUUAUAUGACAUGAUUUGUGAUCCUAAAUUAGUUCAAACAUUAUUAGAAAAAAGAAUGAACCUUUGUUUAAAAAGAAAUUGUUUUAGUUUAAAAGAUUUAUAUGAAAUUUAUAAUGGAAGUCUGACUAAAGUUAUUUAAGGAUAUUAUGUUAUUUUAUAUAAGCAUAUUGAUCUUUGUAAGAGUUGUCAAAAGAGAGGUCAUAUUUGUAAUAUAUGUUAACAUAUGGUACCAAUCCAUGCUUUUGAUAUAAAGAAUGUCACUUAUUGUGAUACUUGUUUAAAGGUUUAUCAUAGAGAAUGUGCUGAAUAAAAAUCAUGUCCUAAUUGUUUGCAAUAUAGAUGA
Messenger RNA from Paramecium primaurelia, 934 nucleotides. Lineage: Eukaryota; Ciliophora; Oligohymenophorea; Peniculida; Parameciidae. The record is from the annotation of a GenBank genome assembly.